This is a messenger RNA of Dicrocoelium dendriticum, 615 nucleotides long. The record is from the annotation of a GenBank genome assembly. Lineage: Eukaryota; Metazoa; Platyhelminthes; Trematoda; Plagiorchiida; Dicrocoeliidae.
GGGGGAUCGUAAACGUCGCUGGCUGGCGUCCUUAUGAAAAAUUGGCUCUGUUUUCAAUAGUGCGCGUUGUGGUUCGAAGCAUAACUCAUGGAUCCGGCCUGCCAUGAUAUUCCUGGGUUCCCAUUGCGACACGAAAUGCUAUUCGUGGAAAGAGAAGUUCGUAGAGAUUGCCCACUACGGCUCAGGGCAGUUGUCUCCUCUCUCGUCUGGAUAUGCCAACAACGUCUUCUGUACUUACUGCUGCGCUAUUUCAACUCUUGUGACCCUGUUUUAGUGGGAGCUGAAAUCGCCUCACGUGCCAUAUCCAGCUCAGUCGCUGUGGAUCGGUGGUUGCAUAAUUCGCUGCACAAUGUCCGAUGGCCAUCCAAUCAGGGGCAGGAGUUGGUAAAGGGUUUGUGUAUGCAAUUGCGGUUCGACACGCGGUCUGCCACCAUAUUGCGAAAUUGUACUACUACGCUGGACCUGCGCUAUUAUCGGCUGGUUUCGAAUGAUUUGGUGAUUUGUCUUACUGCCUGUUGGUCUUUCUUGACGGAGCUCAAAUUAAAUGGACAUCACCAUGGCCAGUUGUCCGUGCCCACAGUGACAGGAUUACACUGUUUGUUUGUGCUUGCUUAA